Molecule: messenger RNA, 321 nt
Organism: Triticum turgidum subsp. durum (durum wheat)
Lineage: Eukaryota; Viridiplantae; Streptophyta; Magnoliopsida; Poales; Poaceae
Source: the annotation of a GenBank genome assembly
AUGGCUACGGCGGCGGCAGAGCGGACGCCAGUGUUCAUGGUGGUGGGAGAUCUCAGGCCCGGGACGUCGACCGGCCACACGCUUCUCCUUAAGGUGCUAAGCUCCAAAGAUCAAGACCGAGACCAAGACCGUGUUGACAUGCUGAAGCCCGGCAACACCGUUAUUCUUUGGGAUGCAAAGCUUGGCAUGCCCAAGGGGAUAAUGAAGCUAGCUGUUGACAAACGGGGGCUUGUUGAAGUCACUGAACCGGCAAGCUUCGAUGUGAAGGAGGACAACAAUUUCUCACUUGUGGAGUACGAGUAUGUACAGGUCUACGUGUAA